Molecule: messenger RNA, 351 nt
Organism: Phycomyces blakesleeanus NRRL 1555(-)
Lineage: Eukaryota; Fungi; Mucoromycota; Mucoromycetes; Mucorales; Phycomycetaceae
Exons: 4
Coding region: 1-351 (116 amino acids)
Biological process (GO): transcription initiation at RNA polymerase II promoter
Cellular component (GO): transcription factor TFIID complex; SAGA complex; nucleus
Molecular function (GO): RNA polymerase II general transcription initiation factor activity; promoter-specific chromatin binding
Source: RefSeq, a predicted model, not a curated record
AUGGACCAUUCACGACUAGAUGUUGAGACUGAUGGCCGUGAAAAGAAUUUAGCUGAAUUCUUGGCCAUGAUGGACAAUUACACCCCAAUCAUUCCUGAUGCAGUAACAGACUAUUAUUUGAGUCGAACAGGGUUCGAUUGUGAUGAUGUGCGGAUAAAAAGACUUUUGGCAUUGGCAGCUCAGAAAUUUGUUGCUGAUAUUGCUACGGAUGCAUUCCAGUACUGUAAAGUACGUCAGUCAGGAAACCGCAGAACUGGAAAGGAGCGUAAGACAGUUUUGACAAUGGAGGAUCUUUCGACUGCUUUGGCUGAAUAUGGUGUGAAUGUAAAGAAACCAGACUAUUACUCGUAA